AUGCGCAAAACGAGAACAUUUUAAUCUUCUAUGUUGAUUUUUUACAAAUAGUCACGACUCAAUUUUCGGACGGUUUUUCCUAGUCUUCUGUAUAUGGGUGUCAACACCUGUUUAUACAAAUGAUCAUGUGUGAAAUAUUCCAAAAAUGCUUAGUUUGACAUGGUCAUAACAUUUGAACCACUGCAUAUCGCAACUUUAAACUUGCAAUUUCAGAUUCUACGCAUCGAAAACUACAGGAUUGCACAUAAAAAGUCAACAAUUUUUGGACCCCUAAAGUAAAGUUUAUCUAAAUUCUCUUCUGGAAAUUUGAAAUUUUUAAUAUUGUAAAUUUAUAAAAUUUCUGCAAUAGUAGAGAAGAAAUUUCCUUUAUUUUCAUGGACUAAGGUGACAUUACUAUGAGAAUUUAACAUGGAGUGUAACAGUGAGGUAGAAUCCUUUAUGCAAAAUGAUAGUGCAAGAUGUCGUGAAGAAAUUAUUUCGCCAGAAGAACAGUCAUUACUGCAACUUUUGCAAAAAGGAAUGUUAGAAACAAGUGAAGAAAAUAUAGCUUUCAGGAAGGAGAUAUCAUUAUUAUUGAAUAAAUUAAACUUGGAAUCACAAUGUUUGCCUAAUGACAUCAAAGAAGGAUUACAAAAAAUAGCCUUGCUUUUAAGGUAUGAAAAGCUAAGUGAUUUUGAUGCUAUUACUCUGAAUAUAGUGAGUGAAAGGAAGAAAAUAGAAGAAAAGAAAAGACAGUAUGAAGAAAAACAGUUGGCGUUAUUAUAUGAUGAUCAUUCUAGAAAAUAUACUAUUUUUUCAAGGAAACUUAAUUGUUUGCAAGAGGCUGUAAAUUCACUUGAAAGCAUUAUUGAGGAUUCUCAGAAAGAGCAAGCGGAUAUUCGUUGUAACCAUGUUUCAUUAUUUACAAAGUUAAAAGAAUAUCAGCAAACUGCAGAAAAGUUAGAAACUGACUUAGCAGAUAUGCAAGUAGAAGAUCUUUAUCCCAAAAAAAUAUUAAAUAAAUAUCAUAGAUAUUUAGAAAUGUCAGGUGAAUUAGCAGAACUUAAUCAAUACCUUAGUCAAUAUAGAGAUUUACCACCAAAUUUACUGCAAGCUAAAGCUCUAGUUGAAGUUAAAAAAAAGGAAUAUGAAAGCUUAAAGAACGCACUUUUAGAGAAAACAAAAUGAAUGAUAGGUAUAACAGUAUUGUUAAUCAAUAUCUUACUUUAUAACUUUUUCACUUUUAUACAAUAAUAAAAAAAAAAUGUAUGUACAAACAUA
This is a messenger RNA of Bombus huntii, 1260 nucleotides long. RefSeq lists its product as uncharacterized. The record is from RefSeq and is a predicted model, not a curated record. The transcript is spliced from 2 exons. NCBI's taxonomy places the organism in Eukaryota, Metazoa, Arthropoda, Insecta, Hymenoptera, Apidae. The coding region runs from base 409 to 1167 and encodes 252 amino acids.